AUGGAGGCCGUCAAAUUAGUCUCAGAGGAAAGAAUACUUAGCUCAGUAUCUCAUAGCCUGACUCAGGAUGCGCACCAAGGACCUCAGGAUCUGAAGCCUCAGGCUUACCACUGGAUGACUGGACAAACGAGGAAGUCCAUGAAGAUUAUUCUAGUGCUAGCGGUUUUCGCAGUAGCGGCCACAGCCGCGCCGACUGCAUCCGAGACUGAGCAACGUAUCUUGGGUCUUCUAGAAGCUAUUAUUAAUAAAAUAAGACCAGGCAGCCCAAUCUCUGUUGGACCUGCUAUCGUCGAUGAAAGUCCCAUUUCUGUUGGACCUGCAAUCGUCGAUGAAAAACCAAUCGGCGUUGGACCCGUUGUAGUUGAUGAGUGGAACCCCAUCUGGGUCGGCCCUGCCAUCGUUGAAGAAGAAAGCCCAAUUUCUGUUGGACCUGCUAUCGUCGAUGAAAGCCCUAUUUCUGUUGGACCUGUAAUCGUCGAUGAAAAACCAAUCGGCGUUGGACCAGUUGUAGUUGAUGAAUGGAACCCCAUCUGGGUUGGCCCUGCCAUCGUUGAAGAAGAAAGCCCAAUUUCUGUAGGACCUGUCAUUGUUGAUGAAAACCCAAUCUCCGUUGGACCUGUUGUUGUUGGUGAAGAAAGCCCUAUUUCUGUUGGACCUGCAAUUGUCGAUGAAAAACCAAUCGGCGUUGGACCCGUUGUAGUUGAUGAAUGGAACCCCAUCUGGGUUGGCCCUGCUAUCGUUGAAGAAGAAAGCCCAGUUUCUGUUGGACCUGCUAUCGUCGAUGAAAGCCCUAUUUCUGUUGGACCUGUAAUCGUCGAUGAAAAACCAAUCGGCGUUGGACCCGUUGUAGUUGAUGAAUGGAACCCCAUCUGGGUUGGCCCUGCUAUCGUCGAAGAAGAAAGCCCCAUUUCUGUUGGACCUGCUAUCGUCGAUGAAAGCCCCAUUUCUGUUGGACCUGUAAUCGUCGAUGAAAAACCAAUCGGCGUUGGACCCGUUGUUGUUGAUGAAUGGAACCCCAUCUGGGUUGGCCCUGCCAUCGUCGAAGAAGAAAGCCCCAUUUCUGUUGGACCUGCUAUCGUCGAUGAAAGCCCGAUUUCUGUUGGACCUGUGAUUGUCGAUGGAAAACCAGUAGCCAUUGGACCCGUUGUUGUCGAUGAACACGUCGUCUGGGACCCCGAGCUCUAUGAUGAAGUGCCUGCACCUAUUAAUUUACCUGAAAUCCCAGACCACGGAGCACCUAUUAAUUUACCUGCCAUCCCUGAAGACAAACCUAUUACAGUUAAUAUCCCCGGUGGUCCAACUGUCAACAUCAAGAUCAACGUAAACGUAGCACCCCAACAGUUCGAUGAAAUCGAGCCUACUCCUGUUAAUUUCGUCGACUCUGAUGACGUCGUACCAGACGCAGAUGUUUACUACAGAAUGUAAAACAGUUACAUGAGGAACUUUUACUACUACUACAUUUACUACUAAGUCCUUACAAAAUUUGGGACCCACUAUGACAACAAACUAACAGUUACCUCAGUAACUCAUACAAUUAGAGAUUUGUGAUAAUAAUUGUACAUUCAUUUGGA
This is a messenger RNA of Bicyclus anynana (squinting bush brown), 1571 nucleotides long. RefSeq names its product von Willebrand factor A domain-containing protein DDB_G0286969-like. NCBI's taxonomy places the organism in Eukaryota, Metazoa, Arthropoda, Insecta, Lepidoptera, Nymphalidae. The coding region runs from base 1 to 1425 and encodes 474 amino acids. The record is from RefSeq and is a predicted model, not a curated record. The transcript has 2 exons.